UACAAUAUUUUCAAAAAAUAUAUAAUGAACCGGCCCAAUUAUAAAUGUCUCUCAAAGAAAUCGUUUCUCACAAGAACUUGUGCAUAACAAAAAUAAAAAAUGUUAAAAAAUCUAGACUACAUAAAGAAGAGGGUAGUAAAAUAUUUGAGAAUUUUUCAAGUAUGUAUUGGUGAAUAGGAGCAGUAGUUAAUGAUACUCCACUCAGCAGGGUCAAAUACAAAUUGAAACUGUAAAUACUUUUGAAGUUUAGAGUGCUGAGUGCUGAGUGCUGAGUGCUGAGUACUGAUUCUUCAUCUUCAUCAAUGGGUUCUGUUUCUGGGUUAUCACAUGAAGUUACUCUCCAGACCAUCAAUCCCAAGGUCUUGAAAUGUCAAUAUGCUGUUCUAGGAGCAAUCGUUGCGCAAGCUGAGAGGUUGCAAGAACAAUUGAAGCAGCAACCUUCAUCUCUAUCCUUUGAUGAGAUACUUUACUGUAAUAUUGGAAGUCCCCAGGCUCUUGGGCAGCAGCCAAUAACGUUUUUCCGCGAAGUCCUUGCUCUUUGUUAUCAUCCAGACAUUUUGGAUGGAAGUGAAACACAGGGACUCUUUAGUGGUGAUUCAAUAAGGAGAGCUUUGCAGAUCUUAAAUCAAAUACCAGGAAGAGCUGUUGGUGCUUAUAGUAUGACUCAGGGUAUUAAAGGUCUGCGUGAAACAAUUGCUGCAGGAAUUGAAGCACGUGAUGGUUUCCCAUCCAAUGCAAACAAUAUUAUCUUGACUGAUGGAGCAACCCCUGCAGUGCAUAUGAUGAUGCAAUUACUACUCAGAUCAGAGCAAGAUGGAAUUCUUUGCCCCAUUCCAUUAUACCCUUUGUAUUCAGCUUCGAUUGCUAUUCAUGGUGGAACUUUGGUUCCUUACUAUCUUGAUGAAGCAACUGGGUGGAGUUUGAAUAUUUCAGAGGUCAAGAGCCAAUUAGAAACUGCUCGGUCAAAGGGUAUAACAGUUCGAGCUUUAGUUGUGAUCAACCCCGGAAACCCAACUGGACAAGUUCUUGCUUUGGAGAACCAGAAGCAAAUUGUUGAAUUCUGUAAGAUAGAAGGUCUUGUGCUUCUGGCAGAUGAGGUUUACCAGGAAAAUGUGUAUGCUCCCGACAAGAUUUUUUACUCAUUCAAGAAGGUUGUUCGUUUUAUGGGGUACCAAGAGAAGGAUAUCGCCUUGGUAUCAAUUCAUUCGGUUUCUAAAGGAUAUUAUGGAGAAUGUGGGAAAAGAGGAGGUUACAUGGAAGUUACAGGUUUUAGUGCUGACGUUAGGGAACAAAUCUGCAAAAUUGCUCAUGUCUAUCUGUGCUCGACCAAUAUAACUGGUCAGAUUCUGACUAGCCUCGUCAUGAAUCCGCCUAAGGCUGGAGAUGCAUCUUACGAACUGUAUUCUGCCGAGAAAAAUGGAAUCCUUUCAUCCUUGGCUAGGCGAGCGAAGACACUAGAAGAUGCAUUCAACAACUUAGAAGGCAUGACUUGCAACAAAGCAGAGGGAGCCAUGUACCUAUUUCCGCGCAUAAAUCUUCCCCAGAAGGCAAUAAAAGCCGCUGAAGCUGUGCACAUUACGCCUGAUGCAUUCUAUGUCAGUCGUCUGCUUGAAGAGACUGGAAUUGUCGUUGUCCCUGGAUCUGGAUUUGGUCAGGUUCCGGGCACUUGGCACUUCAGGUGUACGAUUCUGCCACAAGAGGAUAAAAUACCGGCCAUUGUUGAGCGUGUAACAACAUUCCACAAGAAGUUCAUGGAUGAGUUUUAUGAUGAGAACGUUUGACAUACCAUUCUAUGUUGAUGAAUGCUAACAAGUUUGAUCAUGCUGAAUAUGAAUGUAGGUUUCUAUGUCAUUGUUGGAGAGGUAAUUGUUUAGUUUUGUGGAUACAAGAUUUGCUUGGUUCAGACUACACUAAUUUAUUUGGAAUAGUAGCAAAAUAUCUACCAUAAUUUAGAGAAUUAGAGUGAAGUCUUAAUGUCAAAAAGGUCAUAAAUAUAAUGGUGAUGAUUCAAGCAAAAGAAAACAAAGUUAUGAGAUGCAGGCAAGCCCACAUGCUCAACCUGGUCGAGCAUAAGUGGUUCAUCGAGUGGGCUCCACGCUCUACUUUUUCUAAAUUUUCAAAGGUCGUGACUAUGGGCUUCAUUAUGCAGUUUUGCUCUGCCAAGUUGAUUACUCUUAUGACUCGCAUUUGCAUGAAAAAAUGAUGAUGUAUAAGGGUUUCAAGCCGGAUUGCUCAAAUUUUCUCGAUGCUUGCUCGAGUGCUGGUGCUCUUGACUAUGGAAAACAAUAGCAUAAUCAUGCUUUCAAAGUUGGGCUCUCACAAACUGUUGUUACAUGUUCACUAAAUGAUCAUUAAAUAGAACGGAUACGAGCACUACUCAUACAUGGUUAAUCUCCUGUCUUGAACUGGUUUCCUAGAAGAAGCAAUGGCUCUACUUGAGCAAGUGUCACCUAAAGAUGCAACUAUGUGGUCUUGGGUGCUGCGAGCCGAGAGGGUUUGUGGCCCAUACAAGCAAGAAUCUGGACAAUUACCGCCAAUGUGGCUGAAAUCAUAAAUUUGUACUCCCUCCAACUCAGUACUAAUGUCGCCUUUCUAUAUUAGGUAAAGUAACUAUUUGUUGGUAAAUUUUUGGAUGUUUCCAAAAGUUGCAUGAUUAGAAUAAAAGCCAAAUAGGUGGCAUCAUCUCAACACCGUUUCUUUCAAACAUUUUCAUAGGAGCUUGGCCAAUCAAUUGCAUACAAGAUGAGGUUUUUGAAGAUCAGUCAAGAGGUAUAGUUUGCUAUAAAGAUGAUAGAGGGGAGAUUAUAUGUGAAGGUUUAGAUGAAGGUCCUCGCCUUCUUCCUCAUUAUCAGCCAACACCUUUACCUUCUUCAAGG
Molecule: messenger RNA, 2876 nt
Organism: Amaranthus tricolor (Joseph's coat)
Lineage: Eukaryota; Viridiplantae; Streptophyta; Magnoliopsida; Caryophyllales; Amaranthaceae
Product: alanine aminotransferase 2, mitochondrial-like
Exons: 19
Coding region: 303-1781 (492 amino acids)
Biological process (GO): biosynthetic process
Molecular function (GO): L-alanine:2-oxoglutarate transaminase activity; pyridoxal phosphate binding
Source: RefSeq, a predicted model, not a curated record